AUAUCUCUGAGAGUACUUCCGUCGAACGGUUUGUAUUUUCACACAACACACCAAUGAAAGACGUCGCACCUAUUAUGAUAAACCCUGGGAAGAAGAUGGAAGGUGCUGCGACUUCCGUCAAAGAAUCAGAUUACUACGAAGGCGAACGUCUAACUCAUCUCCUCGGCUUGGUUCAAAGAGGAAUUGAGACGUCCAAGACUUCGAAUGUGAACCCAUUGCCCGACAAGAUAUGGCUAAAGAAACAAAUAGCGAUUGGUAUCAACGAAGUCACCCGUGUUCUGGAGAGGAUGAAACCAAACCCUAACGACACUAGACAACCUCCUGUUCAACUCCAGGUAGUGAUAGUAGUCGCAGAUUGUAAACCGAGGAUGCUAACCAAGCAUAUACCCAACUUGGCUGCUUCGAGGAACGUCCCGGUUAUCUAUAUCAGAGACCACAAACGAGCCUCUCUCAGAUUAGGAGAGCUGGUUAAGCUCAAGACAGCUCUAGCUAUUGGCGUCAAGGCGAGAGGAACUGAUCUCAACCUAAUACUCAAACAGAUUCUUACAAGAGAUGAUAGUUCUUGAUCUUGUUUUUGUUGCGUCUUUUUUCUAAGUGUGUUUGUUAUAUACAUUAUACAAACAAAUUUUUGAGAUUCCCCAGUUUUGGUCCAUGUAUCCAAAAAGAUUUGCUACUGUUUACCACACU
Messenger RNA from Raphanus sativus (radish), 687 nucleotides. RefSeq lists its product as uncharacterized. Bases 54 to 566 code for a protein of 170 amino acids. The transcript has 5 exons. Lineage: Eukaryota; Viridiplantae; Streptophyta; Magnoliopsida; Brassicales; Brassicaceae. The record is from RefSeq and is a predicted model, not a curated record.